AUGCGUCUGGUUGGUUUUUCAAGCGAUAUUCAAAAAAAAAAUCUGAAAAAAAAUUUCUGAAAAAAAUUUAAGAAAUCAUGACUCUUUGCUGAACAUGAAUUUUUUUUUGUGCAAUAUUUUGGGCGGAGCAAGCCAAUCAGAGGCUGUUUGGGAGAGAAAUGUUCUCUUAAAGUACCUCUUGGCUCAUAAAACGGUUUGAUUUCAGAGAGGACGUAGGAUGCCCGUAUCGCGACCGGUUUUUCUCGCCUUUUGUGGUAUCCUAAUCGGGUUUACUGUUUCGUGAGUGUCGUUCCUUUUUUUUCAGGAGUAGUUGUAGUUAUUUUAGUGUCCCUGAGUUUGUUAAGAGUCUUUUUGAAGUAUUUUGAAGUUCUCGAGCAAAUAUUUGAGAAAAGUUGGAGAAGCUACUUGUGAAGAUUGCCGAAGUACUUUUCGAGAGAUCAAUUUUUGAGGGCCGUUAGGAUCACUCAAAAAAACAAAGUUUUUUUCUAAUUACUUGAGAGGAAAGAGCCAAGUUAGUAGAGUUUUUUCAUUGGGAAGUCCAUUUCAAACCUUAUUCUUUCGGGCUUUCUUCUUUUUCUCUUUUUCUUUGAAAUAUCACUCAGAUAAUGCCGUUGAAAGCUUUUGAAUGGGAGUUGAAAGCUCAAAAGUGAGCUGUAAUACUUUUUUUCAAAUGAAAAAAAUCGUCUGUAAACUCUUCAGAUAUUUUUUAGAAAAACAUCAAAAUUUUUCAAUGAAGCCACCUUCAUGGUUAGAUCAUGAUUUUCACAGUAUUAAUUGAACUCAUUUUCAUCAACCAUCUUCCAGGUACACAUGGACGUUUGUGAGCUUCCCUGAGCCGUCGAAAUGCGCGAGUACGGCGGAGCAACUUUCGGCCGAGGAGCUGCUCGGCCCAAGCUCCAACGGCAACGUCUUCGAGAGGGCCCAAGCGAUUCCCGGAAGACGUCGCGGACUGAUGCUCGUCGCGAUCAUGACCGCCGCUCGUUACGUCGACACUCGGGCCUACAACGUCUGGAAAACUUGGGCUCAGCACGUUCCUGGAAAGGUUUGGAUCCGUUUUUUUCUUCUAAAGAAAUAAGAACUAUGUGUAUGAAAAGGAAAAGAGCAGAUAUUUUUUCUCAAAUUUGGCUUAUUUUGAGUGAGUGGUUCAUAUUAUUUGAAACGUCCACGAAAAAAAAAUUUGAGCAAGAAGCAAUAUUUCAGCCACUUAUCAAGCGUUGCUGCAUAAAAAUUAUAACGAAUCUAAUUAGGUCCUUCUUUUUGAGAAAAUUUAAGGGAAAUUAAAAAUAACCGAUUUUUUGGAAACCUCUUUGGCUAUACCGGAGAACAGAAAAAAAGACGGAAAAUGUGUUGGCAACUCAAAAAAAAAAGGGCUAGGAAUCCCUGAAAUGAAGAUCUACAGGUUCUCUUCUUCGUCGCCGAAGGGACGGAGAGCAUCCAUCCAGAAAUGCCGUUGAUUCGGCUGAAAGGCGUCGACGACACGUACCCUCCGCAGAAAAAAAGUUUCGCGAUGGUCAAGUGGCUAGCCGAGAACAUGGCAAGACCCAACUAGAGCCAGAGAAAACAGCCGUUUUCCAUUUUAGGCUGACGAAUACGAUUGGUUCCUUCGCGGCGAUGACGACCUGUACAUCCGUGGCGAAGAACUCGCCCAGUUCUUGAGAUCCAUCGAUUCUUCUAGGUAUUGAGAUCCGAGUAGUCUCGUCGACUCUCUCAAUUCAGAGCCCACGUGAUCGGACAAGCCGGCCUCGGAAACACGGCCGAGUACGGACUCUUGGCUCUCGGCUCCACCGACAACUACUGCAUGGGUGGGCCUGGUGUUGUGAUGAGUCGUGCUACCCUUUUGUGAGCUUUUUCUUCUCCUUCGGUAGUCUUGAAGAGUCUCUUCUCCUCUGUUGUUUCUUUGUGGGUUAGAUGUGAAGACAUGUGAGCCGUGGCAAAAGUACCUCUGAUGUAGGGUUUUCUGACUAAAAACUUUCUCUUCUAGGUAAAAAUGAAAGCUUGCAAAAAGUUUGCAUUGACUUUUCGUUUUACCUUUGUCUUUCAACUUUCUAAUAGAAAGAGCACCAAAGUUUCGAUUCAAAAAUCAGAAAAAAAAAACUUUUUUCGAAAUCUUAGAAGCUCUACUUUACUAGUUAAUAAUUUUAACAUUGCUGUUCUUGUCAUCUGCUUUGACGACGGCUCAGUCGUUUCUAGAUAUUCUGUCGAAGGCUGUGCUAUGAAACAACUGCCUUGUGCUUUCUGCCGAACAACAAAUAAGUCAUCGUUUUGUUUCAGGAAGGUCUCCCCUCACUUGGAAACUUGUCUCCAGCACCUCCUGACUUCCCAUGAAGACGUCGAACUCGGUCGCUGCAUCCGCAAACACGUCGGCGUUGCCUGCACCUGGAACUACGAGAUGCAGAAGUUGUUCCACAACAAUCAGAGAUCCAUCAAGGUGUGGAGAUCAUGGAGAGACAUCAUGCCUUUCUUCUCUCAGGAACUGAAAGACACGGAAGAGUUGAAAGCGGCCAUCACGCUUCAUCCCAUCAAGGAUCCGGCCGUCAUGCGCGCUGUUCAUCUGACAAAUCGCGAGAUUAAGCUGCAAGAGGCACGUUCGAAACGUGUUUCUCUGGCCUCGGAGCUCAGCAGUUCCAAGAAGCCAACUCUCGUCCGAUUGAUGCCCAACCGGUAGAAAUCUCAUCGCGUUUCUUCUCACUGUCUGAGUUUGCAGAACCAGCGACUUGACGCCCUGGGAGUACAUGAACAAUAACAAGAUUUUAUUCUGCGCCAAUCGGCCCAAUUGUCCAAGACACACUGCGGAUGCCAGCGUUCGGGCUGACAUAAGCACCACGAUCACAAGAGUAGGCUGAAGAUUCACAUGAUUUUCACGUUUUUUAGCUCUUUGAGGAGUUCAAUGCGAAUGCUCGGCAGCGCGGACGCAAUUUGCAGUUCCAGAGCUUGCAGUAUGGCUACAUGAGAGUCGAGCCACGUUUCGGCGUCGACUACGUUCUCGACAUGAUCCUUUGGUAAAUUUUUGAAAAUUCCACUGUCCCCAAGAACUCAUUUUAGGUUCAAAAAGUUCCGACCGCCUCACAGAACGACGCUUUCCGUCCGGCGUCAUGCUUACGUUCAACAGACCUUUGGACCGCUGAAAACUUUGCCAGAAGCCAAAAUGAGGUGGGCGAGGCGCCUUUGAGAUCAUUCAAUCGACAGCUUCAGGGCGAAUCUCCGCUUGAACAGCUCUCUUGUCGAGGACACCUCCAUUCACAUGAUCAUGCCACUGCGUGGGCGUGCCGAAAUUUUUGCAAGGUUUCUUAUUAUAGAGAAACUUUACCAACGUUUCCUCGUUUCAGAUUCGCCACACAUCUGAAGAACGUCUGUCAGCGGAGUAACGGCGAGGACAACAAUGUCUCUUUGCUCAUUGUGCUCUACUCGAGUGAAGAUGAAGCGAGAAACAGGUAAGGUGCAGAAAAAAUCAUUUUCGUAUAUGGUCAGUGAAGGAGGUUUGAGAUCCGAGAAGCGCCUUUUAAAGAUUUCUAUAUAAGAACUCAAAACAUCCGUUCAUCCUGGUGUGGCUUCAACGUAUCUUUCAUAUAGGGAGACGAUAGAGUUCCUGAGGGCGAGUUCGAUCCCAGUGAAGGUGCUCGAAAUGGGAGACGCGGCGUUCUCACGCGGAAUCGCGCUGAUGCAAGGAGCCGCGAUGCUGCCCCACAACGCGUUGCUCUUCUUCACCGACGUCGACAUGCUCUUCACUUGCGAUGCACUACAUCGGAUCCGUCUCAAUACCAUCCUCAACGCACAGGUUUGACCUCCAUCUUCCUCGAACAAUGAUGAAUUUCUUGCCUUCAGGUCUAUUUCCCAAUCGUGUUCUCCGAGUUUUCGCCGGAGAGCUGGUCGGAGAACGACCGACUUCUCGCCGACGCCUUCCAUUAUGGACGUCGGCGCGGCUACUUCAGGCAUUUCGGAUAUGGACUCGCCGCCAUGUAUAAAGUUCGUCUUUAUUCUGUUCUUCUGAACAAUUCAUUUGUUCUUCAGGCCGAUUUGAUGGCGAUCGGAGGCUUCAACACGAAAAUCGAGGGGUGGGGCAAAGAAGACGUCGACUUGUUUGAAAAGGUUAGUAAUGGGAAGGACAGUUUUCCUUCUUGCUCUAUAUCUCCUAAACUAGAAGAUCCCCCGGACAGCUAUGUGGGUGAAACUCCUAGUACUUCAAAGUCUUCGAGGGAGUUUUUUGAAAUUCCCGAAGGUAUAUCUGAACUGGAAAAUUGAGCAAAGGUCACAUUUGGAGUUUGACCUUUUGUGAAUCUAACUUGGAUGAACUUUCGAAAUUCUGCAGGUUAUUGCGUAUGGAAAGCUGCGAGUGAUCCGAAGCCCGGAGCCAGGCCUCGUGCACAUCUACCACCCGAUCCAUUGUCCGGAGACCAUGAAGAAGGAGCAGCUGGACAUGUGCCGCGGCUCGAAGGCCGCCAGUCUCGCCUCCAUCGACACUCUUGUAGAGCAAGUCGCCCAGUACAGCUGA
This is a messenger RNA of Caenorhabditis auriculariae, 4489 nucleotides long. The record is from the annotation of a GenBank genome assembly. Lineage: Eukaryota; Metazoa; Nematoda; Chromadorea; Rhabditida; Rhabditidae.